AUGCUCAUGACUAUACUGCGUUAUUUAGCUGGUGGUUCGUAUCUUGAUAUUCGCCGUACUGUGGGAAUUAGUGGAUCUUCUUACUACCGUGUCAUUAACGAGACAAUGUUCGCGAUUUUCGGUCUACGAGAAUUGAAAAUCGUAUUUCCUGAUUCUGAAUCGGACAGAGAGGUUGUGAUGAACGACUUUGAGGCUAUCAGCUCCAGUGGAAUAAUAAGCGGUUGUGUCGGUUGCGUAGACGGAUGGCUAUGUGUUAUUAAGGCGCCUUCAGCUGAAGACGCUGGAGACGUAAAUAUUGGACGCUAUUAUAGCGGACACUAUGCAUGUCCUGGUAUCAAUGUGCAGGCCGUGUGCGAUGCGCAUUGUCGCUUCAUAUCUGUGGAUGCCAGCUAUCCAGGAAGUACAAAUGAUGCACGUGAUUUUCGUGGGACUGGUGUGGCGAGAAAUAUCAGCUCAUUUCCUACAGGAAUGUAUAUCAUCGGCGACAAUGCGUAUCCUUACCACGACUCAUUCAAUUUCCAUGCUAGUCAAAUACGAAUCAGAAUUGAAACGGCUUUUGGUCGUUUGACUACAAAAUGGCGGGUAUUUCGAUCUCCUAUCUCACGGAACCUUUCAAAUGCUACCACUACAAUUUACACAGCUAUGGUGCUGCAUAACUACGUGAUUAACAGACGUAUAAUAUCUGAUGCCGACUAUUGUUUAUUUGACGAGUCGAUUCGACCCAUUCGCGUCUCGCAAAGAGUGCAAAUAUUAAAUGACGUUGCCAAUCUCAUGGGUUACAUGUCAAGUGAUCCUGUUGUUGAAGAGGGUAACAGCUACAUGAGAGACUAUAUUGCUCAGCACCUUCGCGCUAAUAACACUGUUCGGCCUCAGUACAGCAUUUCACGCAAUCGGAGUGUAAACAACUAA
This is a messenger RNA of Phytophthora infestans T30-4, 909 nucleotides long. RefSeq lists its product as uncharacterized. Lineage: Eukaryota; Oomycota; Peronosporomycetes; Peronosporales; Peronosporaceae. The transcript has 2 exons. The record is from RefSeq and is a predicted model, not a curated record. The coding region runs from base 1 to 909 and encodes 302 amino acids.